This is a messenger RNA of Dendrobium catenatum, 1297 nucleotides long. RefSeq names its product probable ubiquitin-conjugating enzyme E2 37. Gene Ontology annotation, molecular function: ubiquitin conjugating enzyme activity. The coding region runs from base 253 to 1197 and encodes 314 amino acids. NCBI's taxonomy places the organism in Eukaryota, Viridiplantae, Streptophyta, Magnoliopsida, Asparagales, Orchidaceae. Gene Ontology annotation, cellular component: nucleus. The transcript is spliced from 8 exons. The record is from RefSeq and is a predicted model, not a curated record. Gene Ontology annotation, biological process: protein polyubiquitination; DNA damage response.
CCCGGGCAAAAUUCGGCAGAAGGAAGAGCUGAGCGGGAUCGCGAACGCUGUUUCGGCAUUAGAAUCCCGAGCGGGAGUGUCGGAAACGACGGUCGUCUUUUAGGUUGCCGACGCGAUUGUGGAUCGACCUAGUUAAAAAAGUCCUACAUCACAAACGAGGCCUAAAACUUCAAUCACCACGUACGUGAGCGAUUUGGGUUUCAUGUGCAUGUAUGAUGCACCUUGGUAAUUUGUCCUGUAAGUUCUUGAUAAAUGGCUCAAGCUGCCCGGUUUAACCUGAGGAUGCAAAAGGAGAUUAAGCAGCUUGUAGUCGACCCCCCUCCAGGCGUUUCCUUUCCCCUUCUUUCCGAUAGGAACACUUCUUUAUCGUCUUUGUCAAGCAUUGAAGCCCGAUUAAGAGGACCAGAAGGAACGGUUUACUGCGAAGGACUUUUUUCUCUUAAGAUUCAAAUUCCUGAGAGGUAUCCUUUUCAGCCACCUAAUGUAACUUUUGUUACCCCUAUCUACCAUCCUAACAUUGACAAUGGAGGAAGGAUCUGUCUUGAUAUUCUCAAUUUACCUCCAAAGGGGGCAUGGCAACCAUCAUUGAACAUUUCUACAGUAAUGAUGAGCAUUGGCUUGUUACUGAGUGAGCCCAACCCCGACGAUGGAUUAAUGGCUGAAGUUAGUAGGGAGUUCAAAUACAAUAGAAAAGUUUUUGAUGAGAAAGCACGAGACUGGACUAAGAGAUUUGCUAAUCCUCUAACUGCAGCAAAGGAUAUUCAUGGCAGCACGUUCCCAAAUCUGCAUAUGGAUGCUCAACAACCUUUACCUCUUUCCAUGAAUCGUCAGCUGGAAGUUUCAACUGCGAAGAUACUCUCAGAUAAACCAGUUGAUGAGACUGAGGGAAAUAGGAAGAAGCUCAAGGUAACGAGUGGUAAGUUAUCUCUGAAAUCAGCAACACCAUUUAGAAAGAUUAGCAGUGAAAACAUAGAGAACAUUGCACCUAAUCAAGUGCCAUCCAUUGCUACUGGAAGUACUAAAGAUGUUGAUGAGAAAAUGCCGAAAGAAAACUGCGAGGAAGUGGAGGAAAACCCAGUGGAUAUAAGGAUGAUAAUUGUUUCAGAUAGUGAAGAAAGUGACAAUGAAAUUGGCAGGCCAUAUAAAUCCAGGUUUCCUCUCUUGCAGAAAAGAACUCUGUGCAAACGGUGUGAUUAACAUCAGAGGUAUGUCAGAUUUCAGCUAUAAAACUUUGUUUUGCUCUUGUUAAACAUUCUGAACGACACAGCCAUGAUAUUCCUUUUGCUUGAGGCGUAGA